Drosophila erecta is the source of this 2947-nucleotide messenger RNA. RefSeq names its product acetylcholine receptor subunit alpha-like (gene nAChRalpha4). Gene Ontology annotation, molecular function: transmembrane signaling receptor activity; acetylcholine-gated monoatomic cation-selective channel activity. The record is from RefSeq and is a predicted model, not a curated record. The transcript has 12 exons. NCBI's taxonomy places the organism in Eukaryota, Metazoa, Arthropoda, Insecta, Diptera, Drosophilidae. Gene Ontology annotation, biological process: chemical synaptic transmission; signal transduction; monoatomic ion transmembrane transport. Gene Ontology annotation, cellular component: postsynaptic membrane; neuron projection; synapse. Bases 868 to 2574 code for a protein of 568 amino acids.
CAUUUCCUUCGCGCAUGCGCUAAGAUUUAAUGACAAUUCCCAAUUUAUAUAUGUAUAUAAUGUUACUCUGAAUGCAGAAAUUCAGAACUUCUGAAGUUUUUAUAAGUAAAAUAAAAGUUCAUCCUUAGUUAUUUUUUGCCUAAUUCUAAAGUAAUUCAUCUCUUUUUUCAUAUAAGUUGCCUAAAAGUAAGUGAAUAGAGGUCAAUUGACAACUGAGUGAAACGCACCCAGAUGAGUGUCAUAGAUACAUUUCUUAAAUACGCACACCAUUUUCAUUACUUAUUCUAAUAUUUGUAAUGGCUUUGGCAAUGCCCUUCUAGGAGUUAAAUUUAACGAAACACAAAUAAAUCAAUGUUAUGUACUAUACACAAAAUACCAUUGUGUUUACAAAAUAUUUGGUGGAGGAAAAUAAAGUUCCAGAGAGUAGAGAGAAAAAAUAUUCCAUGCCGUGGAUGCUUAGGGCUGGAACGGAAUGGGGAGGAUUCCAAGUUGUUCCUUUAUCUAGUUUCAACCGACAAUUCAUUGGUUUGAUAACCACUUCGCGACUUCCAUUGCAAAAUUUUUCGUUUUAAUCAUGUAACAAUUACACGUUUCUGUGAAUAAAUAAUUAAAUUAUAUCUUCUUUAUCCUGUGUAUUGUGCAAUGCGACCUGUACAUCUAAAAAUGUAAUGCUUACGUGAUAAAUAAGUGACAUGAAAAACAUUUGCAAACAUUAUUGCAAUACCAUUUUAGCAUAGUCCGCUACCUAACUUAUUGUGCUAUUGAAAUACACACAGUGAAUUCUCCACAUACUAUUGGACGCUAAAGGACUCCAUAAAUAAAUAAUACGUCAUUCAACAAAAUUUUAAAGUUGAAGACGACAGCGCAAUGAAGUUUUUAUUCGAAAUAUUAAGACUAUUUAUUAGAAAGUCGUCUUCGGGCGGAACUCUCAGAGCUUGGAUACUUUCAGCUCUCAUGGUACAUGGAGCAGUAGCUGGAAACCCCGACGCAAAACGGUUAUAUGAUGACCUUUUAAGCAACUAUAAUAAAUUAGUUAGACCUGUUGUUAAUACGACAGAUGUUCUAAAAGUGUGCAUUAAAUUAAAACUUUCACAGCUUAUAGAUGUGAACCUAAAAAAUCAAAUUAUGACCACAAAUCUUUGGGUUGAGCAGUCAUGGUAUGAUUACAAACUUCGAUGGGAACCAAAAGAAUAUGGUGGAGUUCAUAUGCUGCAUGUUCCUUCAGACCAUAUAUGGAGACCGGAUAUUGUUCUUUAUAAUAAUGCUGAUGGUAACUUCGAAGUGACUCUUGCAACAAAAGCCACAAUUUACUCAGAAGGAUUAGUUGAAUGGAAACCACCAGCAAUAUACAAAUCAUCCUGUGAAAUAGAUGUAGAAUAUUUCCCAUUUGAUGAACAGACCUGUGUUCUAAAAUUUGGCAGUUGGACUUAUGAUGGGUUUAAGGUUGAUCUAAGGCACAUGGAUGAACAACAGGGCAGCAACGUUGUUGCAGUGGGUGUGGACUUAUCUGAAUUUUAUAUGUCUGUGGAAUGGGACAUUCUCGAAGUUCCAGCUGUAAGGAAUGAAAAGUUUUAUACUUGUUGCGACGAACCAUACUUGGACAUCACAUUUAAUAUAACAAUGAGAAGGAAGACCCUUUUUUAUACUGUUAAUAUAAUAAUUCCGUGUAUGGGAAUAUCCUUUUUAACUGUAUUGACAUUUUACCUUCCAUCGGAUAGUGGAGAGAAGGUCACACUGUCUAUUUCCAUUCUUAUUAGUCUCCACGUGUUCUUUCUAUUGGUGGUUGAAAUUAUACCGCCGACGUCAUUGGUUGUUCCGUUGCUGGGAAAAUACCUUAUAUUUGCCAUGAUACUUGUGUCUAUCAGUAUCUGCGUGACGGUUGUUGUUUUGAACGUUCAUUUUCGUUCACCUCAAACUCAUAAAAUGGCACCCUGGGUUAAGCGCGUCUUUAUUGACUUUUUGCCAGCGUUUUUAUUCAUUAAAAGGCCGACGUACAACUUCGAAACAAGUAAAUUACUUUUAAAGGACACACAUGCUUGCUUUUAUCCUUAUUAUUCUGCGACAAAUAUUGAUCGACUCGUGUCUUCAGGAUACAAUAAUGGUCUACCAAAGGAAGAAUUAUCGCAAAGCAUUACGGCGAAUGGACCAUUUGGAGGAAGCUGUCAGGUACAUGGCCCAGUGCCGCCACUCACGCAUUGUAGUUCAGACGAAAUAGCCGCCGUCCCCGAUAUGGAUAUAGGUUCUUUAGGGAUGAAAAGUCCCAUUUUAAACAAUCCAGCAUUUUCCCAUUCCAAAUGCCUUCCAAAAAUUCACAAAAGCUGUUUUUGUGUGCGCUUUAUAGCAGAGCAUACAAAAAUGCAAGAGGACUCAACUAAAGUUAAAGAGGAUUGGAAAUACGUUGCCAUGGUGUUGGAUAGACUUUUUUUGUGGAUAUUUACGUUGGCAGUUGUAGUUGGGACCGCCGGAAUAAUUUUACAGGCUCCUACGUUAUAUGACGACCGCAUCCCAAUUAUUGAGCAAAAGGACCUGGACUUCUCGGGAACAUCAGCCGGACGCUGUAGACCUCCGCAAUAACAUUAUCAUAUUGGAGGAAUUUAAUUUAAAGCGAAGGUGUAUCAUAUUAGUAUUAUAUUAUUAUUUUAAAAUACUAUUUUCAGCAAGAAACCAUGUUAACACACAUACAUAUAUGUUUUGAAGGCUUUAAGUAACAAGUUUAGUAUUCUAUAUUUUCGACCACAUUUAGAUAUUCCAAUCUGUGCUAUUGGGUGGUUCACUAAAUACUUCGGUUUUUUUGUAAAUGUAAAUGAACACGUUAUACACAUUUAUUCCUAUUAGCCAGCACUUGGGAUUUUAUUCAAGGAAUUAUUUGAAUCGGCAUCAAGAAAUUUAAGAAUCAAAUUUUAACAUUUUAAUAUUAAAACAGAAAUGCUGUUUUUGAUGUUGCAUA